This is a messenger RNA of Salarias fasciatus (jewelled blenny), 2390 nucleotides long. RefSeq names its product nuclear GTPase SLIP-GC-like. NCBI's taxonomy places the organism in Eukaryota, Metazoa, Chordata, Actinopteri, Blenniiformes, Blenniidae. The record is from RefSeq and is a predicted model, not a curated record. Bases 281 to 2320 code for a protein of 679 amino acids. Gene Ontology annotation, molecular function: GTPase activity; ATP hydrolysis activity. The transcript is spliced from 18 exons.
AGACAUCAGCUUGGAAAGCUUAUUUUGUCUUGGAGAAAAAGACAUUGAAAAACUGAUUCCAAAAGCAGGACCAAGAGCGAUAUUUGAGAAUUACCUCCAGGCUUUGAAGAAACAUCAGGAAGGAGGAGAUGAUUUGGAACAGAGUCCAAGUACAAGUACAAGUAGUCAAGGAAAAAGAAGGUUUGACUCUCCAAAUAAAUCUAACACUGAGCCAUCACCAGCAAAACGUUCAGCAGCAGAUAGAGUUGAAGGCUACUCUUUUGAAGAGGUGAAAGCGAUAAUGAAUGGAGUUCAAAGGAAACUGAACUCAUCAGAGACUGACUUCACUCAGUUCUUGAGGAGGAAAAUUAAAGACCUGGAGACAGAUAAAAAGGAGCUGGUUGGUGUGUUUGGUAGAAGUGGAGCUGGAAAGAGCUCUUUGAUCAACGCCAUCAUUGGAGAGAAGAAUCUUUUGCCCACUGGAGUUAUUAAAGCAUGUACCUCAGUCAUGAUCAAGAUCGAGUCCAACACGAAAAGCGAAUAUGAGGCCCAGAUUGACUUCAUCACAAAAGAGGAGUGGAUAGAAGAGUGGUGGUCCUACUAUGAGUUUUGCAAAAAUAAAAGUGGUCAUAAAACUCAAGAAGAAGACGAUGAUGACAUUGCUGAGAAGCUGACAGCGGUGUAUGGAGAAGGAUGGGAAGACCUUGAAAACCUGCAGGACGACAAACAUUUCAGAGAAAUUAUAGAAUUUAUUGUGUCAGAGCCAAAGAUCAUCAAACAUAAAACAGCUGAAAAGCUCUCAGAGGAAUGUGAGAAAUUCAUCAAAACUGAGACAAAACAAAGAGAAAAUAAAGGAGUGAAGAAGUGGUAUUGGCCACUGGUGAAGUGUGUGACACUCAGAAUACCAAAUACGGAUCUGCUCCAGGAUGUCACACUUGUAGACCUUCCUGGAAAUGGAGACCGCAACAAGAGCAGAGAUAAACUAUGGAAAGAGAUGGUUGGAAGUUGUUCUACAGUAUGGAUUGUGACUGAAGUGACUCGAGCAGCAUCAGAUAGAGACGCCUGGGAGAUCUUGGAAAAUGCCAGCAGCCUCAUGGGAAAUGGGGGCGAGUGUCAGCAAAUCCACUUCAUCUGCACCAAGUCUGAUUACAUUGAGAACGUUACAGCAGAUGAGUUUGACUGCCAAGUGUUAUUUUUCCCCAAAGGAAUUUCAGGAUACCAACUCAUACUUUUCUUUCUUGAAAGCGCCAACGACAUCAAGGAACAAGUUAAGGACGUUUUCAGGAGAGAUGAGGAGAUCAAUCAACACUUCAGUGAUGGCUGUUUCGAAGUGUUCACAGUGAGCGCCAAAUACUCACUUGAAGGCAAACGUCUACACCCAGAUGUCAACGAAAUGUGGAAACUUCAGAAUGUUUUACGAAAUGUCACUGAUCAUCAGUCAAAGGUUAAACAUUAUGUUUCUGGAGCUCAUGGGAUUCUGUCAUUGAUUGAUGGAGCCAGACGUGGAGGAAUGGCUGAUAAUAAAAAACAAGUACGUCUACAGCUUGGCUUAACCUUAACUGAUGAAUGCAUGAAGAUCAGGAGUUCAAUGGACAAGGCUUUCCUCGAGUUUGAGAAGUGUCUCAAUGACGGGCUUGAAAAAUCCCAAAAGUCAUGUGAAGAAAGGUUGAAAUCUGCCAUCUAUCCAAAAGACAGCGGCAGCGCUUUUCAUAAAACACUCCGGAGUGUUGUUGAGAAAGGCGGCGUUCACAAACCAAAAAAAGGGAAACCAAUAAACCUCAACGAGACGUUAUCUUCAUUACUGACUGAGAGCAUUGAUAAAGAGUUCAGGAAGACCUUCCCAAAUGAAAGGAAAAAGGGAGCAUUCGAUGACGCCAUCAAUAAGUUUUCACUUGGAACAAACGAGCUGACUGAAAAGUACAAAGAUCUGGAACUGCAGCUGAUCUUUCUCAAGACAGAGGAAGAAAAAAUAAAGACCAAAGUGAACACAAACAUUCGAGACCUGAAGAAAACAAUCUACCACAGUCUGACUGAGACCAUUGAGGACAGAAUGAAAGACGCCUAUGACAAUGCAGCACAAAUCAAAGGAACAGACUCACUGAAAAACAUGAGAGACACUCUUGAGGAUUAUGUGACAAUUUCCAAGGCUGAAAUGUUCAGAGAGGCAAAAGACACGAUGCUGGCACUGCUGGAAGAUCUUCAGGAUCAGAGUGUGAUUGAUUUAGAGGAAACCAUGCUGAACUCAGUGGCCCUCUCUCUCCGUACCGACGAUACUUCAAUCCCAGGUAAAGAAAUCAGAUCCAAUUCAAACCUUUUACUUAAAGUACUUAAAACCUUGUGAAUACAUCAUUAACAUGCAUAUUUAUGAUCCUCUGUUAUCUUCUAGAUGUUGCAACUGAGCUUGAAGCAGU